UGAUUCUGCUUCGUUUAAUACGGUGCGUUUCAUUCCAAAAAUUCCAUUUCCGGCUCCUAUAAAGCCACGUGUUGCCACGUCAGAUAUUUCGCGACGGCUGUUCUUUUCUUUCCUUUUACCUUCCAUUUGGAGAAAAUCAUUUCCCAAAAAUGUGCGGCGACUGUUAAAACGCAUGACUCUCUGCCGUUUACGUAUAUAUUCUUUCCUCCUCGUCCUCCAAAAAAUCGUCGAAUCGCUUCUUAUUCUCCACCUGUCGGAGAAACAUUGGAGGGGAGAGAUGGAAGGCGACGAGAAGGUGAAAAACGACGCGUUGCAGAUAAUCGGGCAAUACGAGGACUUGCCUCGCUUGGUCGUCUUCGAUCUCGAUUACACUCUAUGGCCUUUUUACUGUGACUGCUACUAUGAAGACGAUACGCCAUAUCUGUAUCCACAAGCUAAAGGUAUAUUAGAAGCGUUGAAGGAGAAAGGUAUUGAGGUUGCUAUUGCUUCAAGAUCGCCAACUUCUCAGAUUGCCAAAUCGUUUCUUGCCAAAUUGGGAAUUAACUCCAUGUUUGUAGCUCAGGAAAUUUUCUCCAGCUGGACUCAUAAAACUGAACAUUUUCAGAGGAUCCAUAGGAAGACUGGAGUGCCUUUCAGUUCAAUGCUCUUCUUUGAUGAUGAGGAUAGGAACAUCCAAGCUACAUCAAAAAUGGGUGUAACUAGUAUCUUAGUUGGCAAUGGGGUGAAUCUUGGAGCUUUGAGGCAAGGACUAUCAGAAUUUUCUAGAAAGUCCGGAUCGUCUAGCAGAAGUUAGAAGGGUUUGUUUUUUGUUGAUUAGAGAAAUAUACCCUGUUCUAGUUUUGAAUCAGAUUGAUUGAUGGAGUUUGUGUUGAUAUUAACUUAGGAAGCAAACUGGAUAUUUUAAGCUUAUCAUACCAAGUUAUUCAUUGAUCUCAAAUUUUAAUUUCUUACAAUUUUCAAUAAAUAAUGCUGUGAAGGAGAUUUUGUUGCUAUGAUGUUUAGAACUUAAGAAGCAAACUGGAUAUUCUGAGGGGGUAAUAUGAUUCGUUGAUGAUUUUAAGA
This is a messenger RNA of Jatropha curcas, 1062 nucleotides long. RefSeq lists its product as uncharacterized. The record is from RefSeq and is a predicted model, not a curated record. NCBI's taxonomy places the organism in Eukaryota, Viridiplantae, Streptophyta, Magnoliopsida, Malpighiales, Euphorbiaceae. Gene Ontology annotation, molecular function: acid phosphatase activity.